GCAGUCCAGCGAUGAGAGACUGUGGACCUGUGGAGAGAGCGCACGGUGCCUUAUAUACCGACUAUAUUUGGGAACUCUGAACGCGGUUUCCUCCGCACACACAAUUGGUCCAGAAGAAGUAUUUAUUAGGUAGGAGGCGCUCCUGCCAGACUCACUUUGUUCAUGACUCUGGAAGUCCACUCGAGGGAAAAGCGCAGCGCAGUUUGACAUCUGAUCGGGAGCAAGUGCAACAGUACAGAAGAAAAUUACAACGCAGCACGCAUCUUGGAAAUGGCUUUACCUUGCCUUUUGCCUUCGAUUUCAACGUUUGCAAACCAGAAGGAGAAACUUUGGGAGGAUAGGUGGAAAUGUGAGGAGGACAAACCACUGAGUGGCGGCUGCCCUCCGCUCAACGUGGCACAGCACAUGGACUCUUGUCGUGGCCGCAAGGAUGACGAGGAUCUGAGUAAUUAUUUGGACCUGGAGUUUAUCCUGGCCAACACGACAGGACCUCUAGAGGCGGGAGCCGAGUUCGUCUCACACGCGGAGCCCUGCGGCAUGUACUCGACGGGAGCGUAUGUGCCUCCGGAGCAAUGCACCGCACCUCCUCCGCCGUACUCCAACAGCCUCAUGGCUGAGCUUCUGAGAUCCGACAUGGACAACUCCUACGACGGCACCAUUCAGGGAAGAUUCAUCGUCAACUCGUUCCCUAGACAGGACUUUGUUGAUAUCAAAGUCGAGCCACCAAUGGACGGUUACGGGCCGGUGAUGGGCAUGGUGCCGCAGAGCUGCCAAAAAAUCAAACAAGAGGGCAACGUUUCAUGCAUGAUGUCUUUCGAGCAACCCAGACUGGCCGUUUCUCCGCAGGCCACGGGGAAUAUGACGCCUCCGUUGAGUCCGGAUGACUCCCACCUGCGCCAGACCGCGUUUCCGCAGGCUUUCCAUCACUCGCCUCCGGCUUACGCUCAAAUGCAGAUCCCGUACACGGCGCCUCACCAGUUUGGCAUGUUCGAGGACGCUAUGGGCAUGCAACCCAACAUGCAAAGGGCUCUUCUGACUCCUCCAUCCUCCCCGCUGGAUCUUAUGGAGUCCAAACCCAAGCGAGGGCGACGCACCUGGCCGAGGAAGCGCACAGCGACGCACACCUGCACCUACGCCGGCUGCGGCAAGACGUACACCAAGAGCUCGCAUUUGAAGGCGCAUCACCGAACCCACACCGGUGAGAAACCCUACCACUGCAACUGGGAGGGAUGCGGAUGGAAAUUCGCCCGCUCCGACGAGCUGACGCGUCAUUUCCGCAAACACACCGGCCACCGGCCGUUCCAGUGCCACCUGUGCGAACGCGCAUUCUCCCGCUCCGACCACCUGGCGCUGCAUAUGAAGAGACACCUGUGAGGACUGGAUCCACAACCACAUAACUGCCUUAUUUAAUGACUUCAAGCAUAUUGUUGAUUAAGAAAUAUAUCAUCAUGCACUCUUAAAAAUAAAGGUUCCAAAAGAACCGUUUUUGGUUCCCAAAGAACCUUUCAGUUUCCUAAAAUAACAUCUAAAGAACAUUCACUGUUUCUGGAACCUUUCAGUGAUCAGUUCUUAAAAGAACUUUUUAAUAAUCUGAAGAACCUUUUGUGCAGUUGAAAGAUUCCAUGGAUAUUAAAGGUUAUUAUGAAGCCAUUGAUUCCAAUAAAGAACCUUUAAUAAGUUGAAAAUAAAGGUACCAUUUAGUUCCCAAAGAAGCAUUCAGUGAAAGAACUGUUUGAAGGAUGUAUAAAGAUCCUUGAAAAGGCUCCACUGAUGUUGAAAGUUCUUUAUGGAACUGUUGAUGCCAAAAAUAAGAACCUUUAUUUUUAAGAGUGUACUUUUGUAACAAGUAGCUGGUACUACAUAGAUUGAGCUCUUUUUAAAGCCUUUUAUGGGUAAUAUGUGUCCUGAAGGGCUGGUCCUAUGAAUCUGUGUCCGAUCGGGAGACAGCAUGUAUGUUUAACGGUGCCUUUCCGAAGCCACGAAGAGUGCGAAGCCUGACGACUAGCAAACCUCCAGUUUUCUGAUGUAAAAGUGUAAAAUGCACGACGACAAUGUUUUGCUCUUGAAACUGCCUUGCUACUAUGCAACAAAACAGAGCUGUGUGUUCAAAUGUGUUUGCAUUUCUCUCCAAACGUCUUGUAUCUUGAUGCACAUUGAGUGGUCAGUGCCUCGUCGCACCAUAUGCUCUAGGGCUUGAGGUCCUGGGUUUUUAUAAGAUUGUGUACAUACAUUUUAUACUGUAAGUAUUGUAUUUAUUGUAAAUAUUAAACUAAAUUUGAAUAUA
This is a messenger RNA of Cyprinus carpio (common carp), 2284 nucleotides long. Its product is annotated as Krueppel-like factor 2. Gene Ontology annotation, molecular function: DNA-binding transcription factor activity, RNA polymerase II-specific; RNA polymerase II cis-regulatory region sequence-specific DNA binding. The record is from RefSeq and is a predicted model, not a curated record. Lineage: Eukaryota; Metazoa; Chordata; Actinopteri; Cypriniformes; Cyprinidae. Gene Ontology annotation, biological process: regulation of transcription by RNA polymerase II.